AUGCGAAGCUAUGUUAGUUGUGUAUGCCGAUGCGCAGCUACGCGAGCUAAGCUAUGUCCCUCCCGCCUUCCCCGCACGCCCUUCGCACAUCCUUCGCCAGUGCUGUCCAGUGUCCUUUGUCGUACGCACGGUCGUUUCGUAGCGAAUAUGGAGCAAUUUAUCGAAGUUGUUAAACAAUUUCCUGUGUUAUGGAACACACAGUUAAAGGACUAUCACAAUUUAAUUAAAAAGGAUGUUGUAUGGAAACAAAUAGUGGAGGAAAUAAGUAAUCCAGACAUACCAGACGUGAAAACUGCGAAGAAUGAGUGGAAAAAAUUACGAGAUAGUCAUCGAGAGUCACUCAAAAGGAUGAAAGCCAGUACAAGUGGUCAGGCUGCUUCUCCGGCAAAUAACUGGAAAUAUGCCGAGUUACUCGAAUUUCUUUUACCCCACAUGAAAAACCGUAAGAGAACUGGUAACGUAUCAAUUAAUGAUAAAAAUACUUUGGCCAGUACAUCAACUCAAAGUCAAAAUACUUUGCCCGGUACUUCGAUCGAAAGUCAAAAUACAUUGCCCAGUACAUCAACCGAAAGUCAAAGUACUGAGAUUUUCGAAGAAAUUCCGAAUGAUGAUGAUGAAAAUACUUCCGAACCACCAAGGAUAAAAAAAAGAAAAGUUGCCGAUGACGCAUCAUUAAACGACUUACUUCAGAAAGUCGAUAACGAUUUUAUGAAGCGAUGUGAGCAAAGAGAGCAACGGAAGGCUGAGGAGGCAAAAGAGGCGGAGAAACACAGACAUCCGUUAAAUUUAUUUUUUGACAGUAUGUGCGAGUCAACUAAAAAGCUUCCCGAUUGGAUACAAAGAGAUGUAAAAAAAAGCUUUUUCAAAUUGUAAACGAAGCAGAGGAAAAUUAUGAAAGUUAUUUGUCUAGGCAGACUUAUCAAUAUGGGUACUCAUCAUCAUCCACAUUUUCGACGCCAACUCAAAACGAUAUUGUGGGGGACUAAAAGGGCUGAUGUAAGUAAAAUGGAAUGAGCCGCCUGCGCGCGGCAGAGUCGGGCAGUUGGUUGGCGCCUACCAACUCGGUUGGUCAUGUACAUAGUUUAUAAGUAGAUAAGCUCUGUUGUUGCUAUGUAAAUUAAAUACAUGAUCUACGGUGAA
Messenger RNA from Maniola jurtina (meadow brown), 1140 nucleotides. RefSeq lists its product as uncharacterized. Gene Ontology annotation, cellular component: transcription regulator complex; nucleus. NCBI's taxonomy places the organism in Eukaryota, Metazoa, Arthropoda, Insecta, Lepidoptera, Nymphalidae. Gene Ontology annotation, biological process: regulation of transcription by RNA polymerase II. The transcript is spliced from 2 exons. The record is from RefSeq and is a predicted model, not a curated record. Bases 1 to 873 code for a protein of 290 amino acids.